GGCUUUCUUUACGUGGAUUUGUUUUAUUAAAAUUGUGAUACAUCCUAAUGAAUUGAAUGACUAUAAAAUUCUUGUAGAUUUCACGCAGCAGCUGUUUUUAAGCACUGCGGUUUCCUGUUGUUUAUGUGUUGUCCAUGUUAUUGUUUACAAUCGCCAUGGCGGAUUUUGAUACUCAGGACAUACUAGCAGUUGUAAGGGAAAGCGACAGAAAGGGUGAAAACGAUGACGCAUUUUUCUUGCACGUUGCAACACCUGGUAAGCCACCAUCUGCAUUGCAUAGGAAAGUGAUAGUUCCCUUCCUGAAGGAUCAUGGCUGGAGAAAAGUCAGCUAUCAGAAAACUGGAUUCAGAGCUCUUUAUUUUCUGCGAAAAGAAAGCGACGAGACAACAUACAACAACGGUCGUCAAAACCUGAAACAAUUGAAUAUACACAAAUCCAGUCCUUCGAAUGCAACACAGCUGCUGGCAAUGAAUCAUCGUUCGGAAUUGAAACGUAGAAUCGAGGAUUACAAACGUCAACAUAAUUUAAGCUUCCAUAUUCAUCUUAUUCUUUCUCGACCUCUUGAUUAUGAAGAAGAUUUUGCUGAAAUUGCAAACAAACACGAAAAUAAUGGAGUUUAGAUCUAAUAGUUUGUUUGUGGGUGGUUUUGUCGAUGAUAUAUGGUAUGGAGACAAUGAAUAAAUGUCCCUAUUGUACACGAA
Styela clava is the source of this 701-nucleotide messenger RNA. RefSeq lists its product as uncharacterized. The record is from RefSeq and is a predicted model, not a curated record. NCBI's taxonomy places the organism in Eukaryota, Metazoa, Chordata, Ascidiacea, Stolidobranchia, Styelidae.